Messenger RNA from Hemibagrus wyckioides, 801 nucleotides. RefSeq names its product smx5 (gene lsm2). Lineage: Eukaryota; Metazoa; Chordata; Actinopteri; Siluriformes; Bagridae. Gene Ontology annotation, cellular component: P-body; catalytic step 2 spliceosome; precatalytic spliceosome. Gene Ontology annotation, molecular function: RNA binding. The transcript has 5 exons. The record is from RefSeq and is a predicted model, not a curated record. Gene Ontology annotation, biological process: mRNA splicing, via spliceosome. The coding region runs from base 16 to 375 and encodes 119 amino acids.
AAGUAGCACUGACCAAUGGGAAAGUGGUUUGGUUGCUCUCCGUCCGUAUUUGAUGACGUAAGCUUGUUCACAAAACAGCGCGUGAAAAUGCUUUUUUACUCAUUCUUCAAGUCCUUGGUGGGUAAAGACGUGGUGGUGGAGUUAAAAAAUGACUUGAGCAUAUGCGGAACCCUACACUCGGUAGAUCAGUAUCUGAACAUCAAACUCACAGAUAUCAGCGUCACCGACCCUGAAAAGUAUCCUCACAUGUUGUCUGUGAAGAACUGCUUCAUCCGGGGGUCAGUGGUGCGGUACGUGCAGCUCCCGGCCGACGAGGUGGACACGCAGCUACUACAGGAUGCAGCACGCAAAGAAGCCAUGCAGCAGAAACAAUGAUUCAUCUUGUUUUGUUCUUUUGCUUUUUGGUGGACUUUUGAAGAGCAUUGGUUUACCUUUUUGUUUUAAGCUCAAAUUUUGUACAAUUUUCAUGAUCUAAGGGAAUGUUGUAUGUUUCUCAGUACAAGUUCAGAUACGAGUGACAGAUACUCAGACAAUGAGGGUUCCCUCCUCACGUUUCUGGCUUUAUUAACGUUAUUGAAAUACACAUGGGGUUACCUGGGUUUUGACUUUUUCUGAUUAUUGUUGUACUUAGACUGUACAUGCAUAAUGUUUAUAUGUUAAACAUUUUAUUACAUUUAGGUUUUGUUUUUUGUUUUUUCUGAAUCAGAAAACAAGAACCCCAAAACAAUUAGUCAUAUUCAGACACAGUAGUGUCCCCCUUCUGUUUUGUUAAAAUGACAAUAAACCCAAUACAAGAUUGAA